Molecule: messenger RNA, 5173 nt
Organism: Papilio polytes (common Mormon)
Lineage: Eukaryota; Metazoa; Arthropoda; Insecta; Lepidoptera; Papilionidae
Product: nucleoprotein TPR-like
Exons: 3
Biological process (GO): mRNA export from nucleus; protein import into nucleus
Cellular component (GO): nuclear pore
Molecular function (GO): structural constituent of nuclear pore
Source: RefSeq, a predicted model, not a curated record
UUUGGUUAUGGUCAGUUAUGGGUGGCGUUUGAGUUUUGCGACAAAGAUGGAUGCCGAAAGUGUGGAAGCCGGUGAUAAAAAUCACUUAAACAAUGUUUUAUCAGAAACCGAGAUUGCCAAUUUACCAAAUGGCGUCGCAAAUAAAAUCAAUUCAUAUAUUGAUACAAAAUUUGAGGAAUAUAUGACCUCCAAGGCUCUUCUAGAAACCAGCAAAACACAAAUUGAUGAUAAGAUAAGAACAGCAGAAGCAACAAUAUUAGAAUUUAAAUCAAAAUAUGAAGUAACAGCCAAAAAAUUAGAAAUUGCUGAUGAAACAGUUGCCGAACUAGAAAAGCAAGUAGGCACUCUAACUGCAGAUCUGAAUACAGCAAAUGAAAAAAUUGUUCAAUUGGAAAAUGAGAUCAUUUCUCUUAAAAAUGCUAGAGAUGCCGCAGUUGAUGAACGAAAUGACCUGACCCAUAUACUGGAACGGCGAAAUGCCAAAAUAGAGAUGUUAAUCGCUAAUGAAACUUCCCUUUCUGAACAACUGCGUGCUGCUAUUGAUUCAAAAUGUGAAGCACUAACAUUAAAUAAUGAUAUCCAAAGUAAAGAAUUAGCUUUACAAUAUCGUGAAAAACGUAUGGAACAAGAAAGGGUUCUUUUGAACACUCAAAUAGCUAGUCUCACUGAAGAAGUUAAUAGUUUAACUUCAGAAUUACAAACACACAGAUUAAAUAAUACAAGCCGUUUAGUCGGUUUAGAAGCAGAAUUAUCCAAAAGAACUGAAGAACUUAAGUCUGCUAAUGACACCAUUGAACAACUCAAUGAAAUGAAGAAGAAAUUAAAUGAUCGCGCUGAAAAUCUUACUCAAAGAUUAGUGGAACAAAGAGAAAUAGAAAAGAAAAUGACUGAAAAUUACAAAACAGAACUUGAAGCUAAAACUAAACUUGCUGAUUUAUUAAAAACAAUGCAUGAUGAUUCUGAAGCUAAGGCUACAGAACUUAGUGAAGGCAUAAGUGAGCUACAAAAGCUUUUAAAUGAAGCCACUGAGAAAUAUGGCGAUUUAGAAACCAAAUACAAACAAGCUGAAAAAGACCAUGAAGAAUUAAUGGAAAAGAAAAAUGAAGUAAUAUCAUCACUAAAAAGUGAAUUGGAGCAUGCUAAUGACCUGAUUAAAGCAGCGGCCGCACAGAAUUUAGAUAUGGCGCUCAACGAUCUGGCGCCAUCUGCGGCUACUGCAAGCAAACUUUUAAAAUCUGGAAUGUCCUUAACACAGAUUUAUUCACAAUUAGUUAAAGUAACUGAUGAUUUGUGUCGAGAAAAGGAAGAAACUAGAAGACUAACAACAACAAUCAAUAACAUUGUUCAAGAAUUGGAAGAGAGGGCACCAAUGCUACAAAAACAAAGGGCUGAGUAUGAAGAGACAUUAGAUUGCAAUUCUGCUUUAACACAGCAAAUCGAAUUAUUGACAAUAGAGUGCAACAGGCUAAGAGAUGAUUACAAUGAGGCCUCGAGGCUAUCUAAUCAUUACAACAGAGAGAAUGGCAAAUUAAAAGGAGAGUUAGCAGAUUUGGGUAGACAGGUUUGCUUUUUGUUAAAAGAAAUUGAACAUGGCCGAGGUGGCUUAUUAAAUGGUGACCAUGAUGUUUCUCACACUGAAUGUAACACAUCAAAUGCAUCAGACAAUAAUUCUUCACGAAUUAUGUCCAAAACUCUUGUAACAUUCAGUGAUAUUCAAGAAUUACAAUCCAAUAAUCAAAAACUUCUGAGAAUGAUUCGUGAAUUAACUGAUAAACAAGAGGAGCUGGAAAAGCAUAAGGAACAGUUUGAAACUGGGGAAAUGCAGAAUAAAAUAGACACUUUAAAAUCACGCAUAUCAGAGCUUACUGAGGCGCAAGAUAGGCAAACAAAAAUGGUUACUGGUCUUAUUAGACAACGUGAUAUGUUUAAAAAGUUGUAUCACGACCAUAUGAAAGGGAAGCGUCAUGAAUUGUCUUCAGAAUUAGACACUUCAGAUUUGGAGAAAGGAGAUUCCUUUGAGAUGGAUCAGACUAGAUUAGAGAAAACUUCUAAACCUUUACUGUCAGAUGUAUCAGCAGCCUUUGAAAUUAAAUACAAUGAAACAGAAAAACAACUUGAGCUUCUGAAAGAAGAAUUCAAAACCUAUAAGGAGGAGAAAGUUACAAAUGAGAGGAUGCUAUUUGAACAAAUUGACAAUAUGAGACAAGAAAUAUCAAAAUUAACAGCUGCAAAUAGCAAGUACGCGUCUACGGCAGAAUUUAAUAAUGAGAGACUUAAAAUAUUACAGACGAAUAUUGCAACUUACAAGAAGCAAAUUACCUCACUGGAAGAAAAAAAUAAAACAUAUAAUGCUACUAUUGCUAAGCAUGAGGUGUCAUUGCAGCACCUAAGAGAUGAGGCACUAAACUCUCAAAACAAAUUAGCCACUGCUGAAAUACAGUUGGACAACUUAAAACUUGAAUGUAAAUUAUUAAAAGACACUGAACAUAGACUACAAACUGAAAAAGAAAUACUAAAUCGUGAAAGGCAAGGACAGUCCCUCCUACUCAAAAAUUUGGAACUUGUUAAAGCUAGUGUAGAACGUUUAGAAACAGAAAAUCGCACCAAAUUAGAAUCGCGAUUGGAUGAAGCUACAAGAGAAUGUUCUGCAAUACGUAUGAGACUUCAAGAAGAGCAAAAUAGAUUUAGGGAACUAGCCGCUCACCUUGAACGACAAACAGAAACUGCUAAACAGAGGAUGGAAGAGGAGAAAAAGGCAGCUGAUGUAAUGAGAAAGGAAAUUACCCUUCUAAGGAAUGACUUAAAUGAAAAGAAUAAAGCAAAUGAGGACCUCGUUAGGAAGCUCAAAGAUGCUCUGGAUCCUAAUGUAGACAGUACAUUAGAUUCACUGAAAAAAAUAAAGGAAUUGGAAAAUAAAGUGUCUGAUAAAGAUGGUGAAAUUAAGUCACUCACAGAUCAAUUAAAUAACGCAAAGGAGCAUAUAAAACAAUACUGUGACAUAUCUGAAGGCGCGGAAAAAGGAAUCAAAACCCUUAGCAUUGAAUAUGAGAGUUACAAAACAGCUACUGAAAUGAAACUAACUGAAUAUUCUCAAAAAGUACAACAGUUAGAGGAAAGAUGUUCAGAAUUAGAAGCUGAAUUAUCCCUCCAAAACAAUGGGGAGUAUGCCAGUAUCAAUACAAAUCUGAAAACUGAGUUAGCUAAUUGUAAGCAAGAGUUAGCAGCUGCUGUAUCAAAUUUGGAGACCCAUCGAACCGAUUUGUUAAGUGCUCGAGCUGAAAUCACUAAACUGUCUGAGGCUGUCCAAAAAGCUGAGGACAAAUACACACAUGAGAUGAUAUUGCAUUCUUCUGAUAUUCAAACACUCAGUAAAACCAAAGAAGAGUUAUCUAGGGUCCAAAAUGAACUAAAUGAAUUAGUGGCAUUGAAGAAUCAAACCCUUGAAAAAUUGGAAUUAGAAAAGGCCUCGUGGCUUGAGAGGCAAAAAUCUAUUACAAAAGAAAAUGAAGAACUGGUACAGAGAUUUAAAGACAUAUGUGAACAAAAUUCUGUCUUACAUGAUCAAAUCCAGGCUUUGGGCACACAGUUAUCUGUCGCCCAUGCAUCACGUUCACACUCCGAAAGUCUUAAUGAGUCUGCCAACGAUUCAAAUAUGAGUGUGUCGGUUAACGAAGACGAUGUGAAGUCAUCUGAACAGAUGUACAGAAUUGUGAAGUUCCUAAGAAAAGAAAAAGAUAUAGCCCUAGCUAAAUUUGAUAUCUUACAAGCAGAAACUAUGAGACUAAGAUCACAGCUGGAAAUAACUGAAAAACAACUCGAUGAAGCAAAAUUAACACUUGCUGCCGAAAGAGAAAAGUAUGAAGUUAGUUUGGUAACAGUUAAUAGGCAAUCCGAUAUCUUAAGGAAAGUAGAGACCCUCGAUGCUAUAACCGAUAGUAACAGAGUGCUGAGAGAAGAAAGGGACACAUUGGCGUCUAGAGUAGAGGAACUUUCUAAAGCUACCAAAGCUUUGGAGGAGCAAUUAUAUCCAUUGCAAGAAAGUGUAGCUGAUUUAACUUCCAAAAACGAAACUUUACAAUCUGAAAACACAUCUCUUAAAUCUGACUGUGCAAGGUGGAGGACAAGAGUUAAUGCUUUAGUUGAGCGUGCUAAUAAAACAAGCCCUGAAGAUUGGAAACGGCUACAAAAUGAACGGGAAACUCUUGCCAAAAUGUUGACAAAUGAAAAAGAAGCUUUUAAAAAAGUCAACGAGGAAUUGGGGGCUUUAAAAGUUGAAAAGUCCAAAUUGGAAGAACAGUACACUAUAUUGUCGCGGCAACAAAACCAAUUAGUUGAGGAAAAUAGGAAACUAAACGAGGAGGUACAGACACUUAAAGAUGAUAUGGCUCGUCUUACAGAGGAACUAUCUAAAAUAAAGGCAGCACACGAUAAUCUCUCGGAAACCAAUGUAAAACUGUUAGAGGACUUAAAUGAUAAAGAUGCUUCAUUAACCGAUAUAAGAACUAAAGAAAUACAAAUACGAAAAAUUGCCAAGAAGUAUAAAGGACAAUAUGAAGAACUUGUUAAAACCGUGGACGAAGAUAAAAAGAAAAGUGAAGGAGAAGCGGCCGCCGCGGGCGUAGCGUUAGCCGAGACUUCUAAGAAAAUGGAAGACCAAUUGAGUGAGCUUCAAGGCCAAGUACAAGGAGAAAAGGCGAGCAACGAAAAACUCAAGCAAGAACUGGAAACGUUGCGCACGGCCAAUAUGGACAAAGAAGAGAAAGCAAAACAAGUUUUAAAACAAGCAAAGAGCAAAAUAGUACAGCUCACUGAGUCUAAAAACAGUUUAAACCGAGAGGUAGAGGAGUUACGCAGCAAAAUUGGUGCCAUCGAGCAAAGCACGCGAGAGGAGCUCGAGGUUCGAAUAGCUUUGCUAAAAUCUCAAUACGACGGUCGACUGUCGCGUCUGGAAAAGGAAAAAACUGACGUACAAACAGAGAAAACACGAGAAGUAGAAGCUCUCCUCCAAAAAGUGAACAUGCUUCAAAGACAACUAGCGAAUCAAUCUUCCGCGGGUAAACAGCAAACCACAACGGAGAAAGUCACCUCAGAUCCUCCUACGGCGAAUAUAAAACCAAUGGCAGGCGUGGCGCAGCAGAGCGUGACGGCGAGUCGGCGCGGCGGCGAGACCCCG